Messenger RNA from Symsagittifera roscoffensis, 2498 nucleotides. RefSeq lists its product as uncharacterized. Bases 282 to 2156 code for a protein of 624 amino acids. The record is from RefSeq and is a predicted model, not a curated record. Gene Ontology annotation, molecular function: protein binding. The transcript has 3 exons. Lineage: Eukaryota; Metazoa; Xenacoelomorpha; Acoela; Convolutidae.
UAAAGUUUUGUUUUCUACUAGAGAGAACCUUUUUGGUCCCAGAGUUUCAAGAGAAAGUAAAGAGUGCUUUAGCUUUCGAGGCGUUUUAGUGCUUUAGUUUUCAAACUCACAGCAUUGAAACGUUCUUAAGACGCAUCGCAUAUCAUGUACAAUGUAGCACGUCGAAUAAAGUAUUUAUGCUUCAAAAGUAUUUAGCACGCUCUCAGAUACGAACUCUUUUUGUACAUAGAAGCAACAGUAGCAGCUGUUAAAACAGAAUUCUUACAUCUUUAAAAUAUACCAUGGCUUCAACUGGUUACGACAGGGGAGGAAGGGGUGGUGGUGGUGGGGUAAAUAACAACAACAAUCUGCAGCCUGUGAAUGAGGACGAUGUCUCGGAGGAUGAUGAUAUGGAGAAUGAGCCCCCGACUUACCAGCCUGCAGCUGCAAACAAUAACACUUAUCAGCAGCAGCAGAAUAUGAGCCGAAAUAAUACUAACAACCGAAGUAAUAGUUCCAUUCCUGGCAGAAUAAACAACCAAUUCGAGCCAUCUUCAUCUGCUGCCCAACGGUCAAAUCAACACGCUCCCUCGGGGUCACAGCCAAAUAGGAAUCUGAGCAGCGGAGGCACCAGCGAGGCAUCGAUCGACUCUACCCUGAAGGGAAAUAUGUUACGUAAUAACCGAGAACGAGACGACAACGGGAUAUAUCGUGGUAGACCACAAAACCAGAUGCAUUACCCUUACUCGUAUGAUUUCGUCAGAACCCAACCUACUCAGAAAUUAAGCCGCAACUUUAUAGAAGAUCACGCAGUUGAGCUCACCCAUAUUCCGUUUUACUGGCAGGUGAACCAAAACGCGUCUCCCUAUUUUGGACUGAAGUUGAAGAUGUGCCAACUACAGAGGAUUAUCUACGACUUCGAGUUCGGAUCUCCGACAGGUCAAACAAGGAUCCCGAACCUUCCUUCGCUCGUGGAGAGACCCGACAAAUGUCUUAAAGUCGACUUCUCGCUGAAUGAUUUAUUGGAGCUGUCAUACGAUGCAUUGCAGCCGUUUCCGAAUGUGCGGCACUUGGACGCGUCUUUGAACCGAAUUGAGAACUACCAAGGUAUCGAGUUGUGCCAAGACUUGGUGUAUGUUAAUCUGUCGCACAAUUUCAUAAGGAAUAUAGCUCAUAUUGCACAGUUGAGAAGUCUUUCCGAACUGAAUUUGUCUAUGAAUGAUAUUAGAGAAAUAUCGAUGAUGCCUGCGUUGUCGAAUUUGACAAUUCUUCACCUGAACAACAACAGACUGACUUCUCUUGAUGGCAUCCAGAGUCUUCCGAGGCUGAAUGAGUUGCACGUUCAGAAGAAUAAACUGAGUGAGAUCCAGCCUCUGGCUACUAGUUUCACUCUGAGGGUUCUCAAUGCGAGUGAUAACAGUAUUUUCAGUCUGCAUGAUACACUUGUGGUGUUACAGGCUCUGACGAACGUACAGUAUCUUUACCUGCACGACAAUCCAAUCCAGACAGAACGAGGAUACGCCAACGCAGUCAAACAACUGACAACUGCCCAAGUACUCGACAACGUCCCUCUCAGACCGGAGUCGCUCUCCUAUGACCCUAAUCAGGGAAUGUUACCUGUCCUAAACAACAAACAAUAUGACAGUCUUGGGGGAAUAAGACACGCCACUGAACAUGUGUUCCAGCAACAAAUUGAGAACCACAAAAGGAAAACAAUGAAUUACAUAAAUCAACUUCAAAGACGUAUUAGAGAGCUGCAAGAGGAUUAUGUUGGUUAUGAGAACAGAUUGAAACGAGAUUUAGGAGAUGUUUUGAAGCAUUAUGACGCAUUCCAAUACGAAGUUGCAGAGAACCCGAGACAAGAUGCAAUUUUGACGCCGGGGGAGAAGCCCUGGGCAGGGAUGUCCCUAAAUAAUCGCCGGAAAAUGGACAGAAGACGCAAUGGAGACACUAUGGACAAAAAUUUGUUCACGCGGAGACACCAAAUAGAUGACCGGAAGAAGUUGCGAGACCCGAGUGAGAUUUUGCAUCUGGCAGCGAAAGAUUUGCAGCUGGAAUCUGGACGGACAAAUAGAAGCAACAGAUUCCUACCUCGUGAUGACUCACCGCCCCGAGGAGGAGGAGGAGCAAAAAGAGGACCCCCGAACGCUACCAGAGAACAGUUCAUGGAUUUCUGAUAUAAAUUUAUUGAUGACAUUUCAAUUCAAGUUUGAGUCAAUUGACAUUAACUGAAUUGAUAGAUUAAUUUUUCGUUUUUGUCAUUCUAAGUAUGGAUUUCAUGGAAAAAGUGGUUUCCGCUACAUUUUUUUAAUACAAAUGUUGACCUAUUUUUGUUGUUUCGUGGAUUUUAUGCUUUCAAAUGGGAAGAUAAAAUGACAAAAUCUCAGUAAAAACGAUUUGCAAAAUAGAAAAACGUUCUAUUCAGGUCGAUUUUUUGUUCGAUUAUUUACUGCGCCAGUUAUAUUGACUUAAUUGCGUCGUUUUGCAUGUUCUUCAUCAGUAAAGUUUUAACACGUGUG